Molecule: messenger RNA, 3478 nt
Organism: Seriola aureovittata
Lineage: Eukaryota; Metazoa; Chordata; Actinopteri; Carangiformes; Carangidae
Gene: fam219b
Product: family with sequence similarity 219 member B
Exons: 6
Coding region: 238-795 (185 amino acids)
Source: RefSeq, a predicted model, not a curated record
UGUCCAGUCCACUCGGCGGCGGUAAUGCGCUUCUAAACUGGUUUGCCAACCUCCAAUAAACACCAACGAAGAAGAAGCAAACGCGGAGCACCCUAAAGAAGAAGAAGCAGAAGAAGAGAACCCUAAAGAAGAAGAAGAAGCCUCCCUGCUCCCGAGGAAAACAACAAAGUCCCCUGCCGGUGGGAUACUUGUCAUCAUGGCUGUGUUGUGGUGUGAAGUGUGACAGCUAACGCCAAGAUGAUGAACGACAUCAUAGAGGAACCGGAGAAGGACACGCUGCUUGAAGCGCAGCCGGAGCCACAAGUUUUGUCGGGGCCCAGUAGUGGCACAAGACCUAAGACUACUGAUGGAGGCAUCAGGCCUGUGGAGAAAAGAGGACCUUACAUCAUGUCCAGAGCUCCAGCCAUCCACCUCAAACUACAGAAACACAGGGAGAUGGCGAGAAAAGCACUGAAGAAGAAAGCCCUCUCACCAGGACCUCCAGUGAUGCAUCAGCCCAGACAAGGAGCCAAGAGGACAGUGAAGUACAACAAGGGCUACGCUGCUUUGAGUCAGCAUGCUGAGGACACUUUGGUUGCACUGGACUCAGACAGUGAUGAAGAGAUCGAUUUUGAGCAGUAUUCCUCAGGAUACUCUUCAGCUGAGGUCCAUCCCGAUUUAAGCAGGCAGCUGCUUCAGGACGGCUACCGUCUGGAUGAGAUCCCUGAUGACGAGGACCUGGACCUGAUUCCGCCCAAAGCCAUGGGCUCCUCUGUGUGCUGCUGCUCCGAGGGCCCGUCUUGCUCCAUGCAGUGAUGCUGGUGCCGUGACUCAAACCUUACAAAGGCUUGGCUCCAGUUUUAGUCGCUGACUUUUGUCACUGGUGCCUGAGGCCGUCUUUUUAACCCAGCUCCACCGCUGCGCUGCCUGAAGACUUCCAACCCCGAAGCCAAACUCCUGUUCAUGCAGGACUGCAUGCACCGACAUCGCUCACCCCACAAGACAACGUGGAUGGACGUAAGAACAAGCCUUAUCCACUGUGACCCCAAAGCUUGACUAUUUUUUUAUUUUUCUUUUUAUAGAACUACAGGAAGUACUAACUAUGCCACUGCUUCAAAUUGAGUGGGAAAGUAAUUCAUCAUUUGGGAUAUGUCCAUGUUGACCCAGUGGAGAGCUGGUUACUGUCUGGUGAACAGGUCUGCAGGCCUCUAAGCACGACACGCAUACAAGUAUGAUGUAUUGUGUUUGAUGUUCCAGUUGAAUUUUAUUUAUCUUAUUAAUCAACUGUUAUAUGAAGGCGCCUCACUUGACCAUUUACAUUCCUUGACUACUGUUCCAUUAACUGGCUUUGUUUUUUCUUUAGUGUAUCUGUCCUCAGAAAUUACAUUGGAGUUUUAUUCCAAAAUGAAAGGGCCACCACUUGGGGAAAAUAUGACAUUAUUAUUAAUAUUAUUUGAACAAAAAUAACAACCUAAAGUUAUGUUUUAAGUAGAAGAAUGACUUAAAUAGGAUGUGCAGUGUUGCCACUUCAAUUCUUUGUGGCUCAUGUGUGAUGAUAAUUAUUUUUUCUGCCUCUGCUGCAAACUCAAAAACCUUAAUACAAGUAUAGAAGAUAAUCCAAGGCAAGGAUUAUUUUCCACUGGUUCCAUAUGUUCUUCUUUGUGUCUGAGAAUGCAAAGAACUCAUUACAUCUUAGAAGUCGCCAUUGAGAAAACUGCUACAUACAAAGAGGGACUCACUCAUGCAAAAAAUCAUCUUAUCACUGUUAAUAAGAGUAACACGUACUCUUACCAGAUGUUACACAACUAUACACGGAACAAGCUGUCCACAGAUGAGUUACUGAAGUACUUUGAUGGAACCACGGAUAUUUGUUUAGAUUGGACUUCACAGUCUCUGUGUUGUAUAAAUAAGUUUCCAGAAACCGAUGUCACCUUUUAACACGCUGCUACAAAAAGAUUGUUGGCAUAAAAACGAAAUAUAUUACAGAUUCCUGUAUAAUUCAUCCUGUCAUCUUAAAAUGUUUGGUUAUGUGGUUAGAUAUGUGUAUGUUUAAAUUCUCUCUUUUUUAAAAAAUAUGUAUAUGCUUUAGAAAACAAUUUGACACAGAUGGGGAGAAUUUAAAAAUAGGUUACUUUAUUAUUAUUAUUGUCUUUUUUUUUUUUUUUGCCAAAAUUGAUAUGUAGCCUCUUAGAUUAAAACUUUAUCCAGGAUCUGAUGUAACUCUUAAAAAGGUUGUGUCAUCUUUAACACAUCAGAGUGUGUGUGUACAGCAGAUCAGAGUUACAUUAUUUUAUUUAUUUAUUUUUUAUACAUGUUGGGGACACUAAAAUAGUUGUUACAGGUUAAAAACAGUAAACCAGAUUUGCAUUAGAAUUGAGGUAGUCAGCUACCCAUGUUAGCUGUUAGGCUUUUGAGAUGUCACACUAUAUUUACACAUCAGUUCAUACUCUUUUCUAUUUGUGUUACUGUGUGUCUGUUUCUUACACAAUAGACACAGGGAUGUGCCGAAAAUGGCAAUUGUUAAUAUAUGAAAAAACAAAUAUAUUUUUUUUCACUUUAAAAAAAAAAAAGAAAAAAAAAGCAUCUGUUCACUCAUGUUACAAGCCCGGGUCAUAUUUUACUAUUAAUGAUUGGUGUUUAUUUUGAAACGUGCAUUAACAAAAAAUGUUUAAUAUCAGAGCAAGUGACAGCAAUCACUUUCUCAGGAGAUUUUUCUGUGUAUGUGUGGGUGUGCAACUACAAAGUAAUUUGCCUUUCUUUCACAUACAUUUGUCAAAUGAAAAAAGUUAAGUGCAUAGAGGUUUUACGUCAGGAUAUAUGUGUGGCCACUGUUGUACCUAACCUGUAGGCCACACUGUUAUUUCUCAUGCUGUGAUGUUGGUUGUUACAAGGUGUAACUCUUAGUCAUAUAAAUAAAUGGUGUAGCAGACCACUUGACCACCAUAAAGAGGUUGAGGAUUGGCGAGAGUAUGACAUUUUGUACUAGAAAAAGUAGACACCUUGAUUUGUCCUCUACAGAGUUGGGAUAAAUUCACAAAUUCAAAAGUGGAUUUUGUUAAAACCCUUGCAAUGAAAAUGCUUGUUGCUGAAAAUGUUAAAUUUUUAACAUAAGCAAUGGGCACUAUCUGGAUGAUGUAGGAAUAAAAGCUGAUUCUACUAUUAGACUAAGUGGGAGUCACUUGAUACAAGUGUGAACUAAAUGCUCUAAGGGUAACAGCUGAAUUUAAAGUGUAUCAACCCCGGCCCUGGAUCUGCACAAUGUUUUUAUGUACAGAAAUAUUGCACUUAACACCAGUGGUCAGUAGCAAGUACACUUGACCCACCUGUACUAUGCAACAAUUGGGACAAUCUGCUUGUUAUAACAUUGUGACAAUAUAGAGUUACUGAGUGCUAAAUGCAAUAACUGAAAUUGUUAUUUUAUGAUGGCAAACACUAAUGUUUUUUAUUUGAUUGUACUGUGUAUUGGUUUACAUUACUAAAUAAAACUCAGUUAUCUAUA